Molecule: messenger RNA, 3748 nt
Organism: Anopheles nili
Lineage: Eukaryota; Metazoa; Arthropoda; Insecta; Diptera; Culicidae
Exons: 5
Coding region: 1-2811 (936 amino acids)
Source: RefSeq, a predicted model, not a curated record
AUGGGAUUAGCGCAGAGUAAACGAUCGGUUAACAUCACCACAGAUCCGGCCAAGGAUGGAGUUGUUACGGAAGGAGCCGGAAAAUUGGAAAAAAUUGGCGAAGUUGAUCAACUGAAGGCACAAGCUAAUGGUGAUGCUCAACACAAUGACGCUGAUAACGAAACGAAAGUUGAAACCGACGCCGCCGAAAAUGAAAAGGAUUCCACGACAGAGAAGGCCAACAAAGAGGGUGGGGACGGUGGUGGUGGCGAUACAAGUGUGGCUGCUACAUCCCCAACCUCGGAAAAGGAAGGAGAAUCGGAUGCAAAUAAUAAAUCACUCGAAAACGGAACCAACGAUGAAUCGAUGAAUGACAGCAAAGCGCCUGCAGAUGAUGCCAAUAAGAAGGCAAAGAAACCGAAAAAGAAGUGGUCCUUCCGCAGCCUGUCGUUCAGCAAAAAGGACAAACAGAAACCGGUCAAAAAGGAAAAGGAUGAGGAGCGAGUUAAUGGUGAAUGCGAGAAAGUCCCGGAAGAGCCCACUGAGGAUGCUGCCGCUGCUAGCGCUGUGGCUCAAGAAGUCGCUUCCACCACUGUUGAAGCCGGAACAAGCGAGUCAAAAACGGAAGUUGCUGCUGCUGCCGUCGCUGCCACGGAAGUUUCUACCACUACCGCCGCAGUAGCUGCCCCUGUCGUCGCUGAUGUUACUACCACCACGAACGCCCCCGCCGAUACCACCAAGGUGGAGGAACCCGUGGUCGAGGUUGCAGCCCAAGAAUCUGUCACUCCUGUCGCUGUCGCUGCAGUUGAGGCCAAGGUGGAGGAACCUGUUAAGGUCGCCGUGGUGGAGAACGGCCAAUCGAAAGAUGUAGUCGAGGAACCUACGGUCGCGAAGGUGCAGGAAGAAAAGCUUGAACCGGAAACCACCACCGCCGCCGCCGCCCCCGUUGAAGAGAAAGUGGUUGAGCCGGCCGUUGUUGAGGUAAACACUUCCACUCCUACUACUAGUACUACUACCACUACCAGUAGUCCUGCUGUUGAGGUAGAGAACAAGCCCGAGCCGUCAGUAGAGAGCGAAACUGCUUCUACUUCUACUGCUCCUUCUAAUACUACCGAUCUCGAUAACAGUACUACUAUUAUUCCCACCUCUGUCGAAAAUGUCGUUAGUGAGUCCGAGAAGGUUGUAGAAGGUGGUGAUAGUACGCCUCCGCCACCACUACCCUCCAUCCCCCCACCCUCUAAGGUGAUGGUGUUUGUUGAGGCUUCCAUGGCGCAGGUCGCAAGCGAUCCAUCCUCGAUCGAGGAAUCUCCGUCGUUGGUUUCGGAUCCGCAACAGGGCGAGCGCAAUGAGGUUAAGAGUCAGCCCACCGUUGCCCCUGUUGAUAAUUCGCCUGUUGAGGUGCCUGAGAAGUCGGUUGAGGUUAAUGAGCCCGUUGUGAGGGAUGUUAGUCCGCUCGAAUCGCUACCUUCCACGGUUGAGACAAAAGAGGAUCACGUUGUUGCUUUCACCGAAGAAACAAAACAAGCAGAGGAUGGCUCUGACGUGCGCGUGAAGGAAGAACCAAUCGCCGUUCCAGAAGAACCAGUUGUUCUUGAAACCGUAUCACAAGUAACGGCUGCCCCCGAGUCCGAUCAAGCAUUGGUACCAGAGGAAAUCAAAGAAACGGCCACGAAGACUGUGGGAGAAAUUCUCGAACAAGCGGUUGAUAAAAUUGAGAGUGGCGAAGUUUUGCUGCCUCCUGCUGCACCGGUUGAGGUGGUGUCUAGCGGCAAUGAAAAUGUAACCCAAGAAAACGUCAAGGAAACGGACCUAUCCGUCCCUCUGCCGGAGGUGGAGGCGAUCGAUGAGAUCAGUAACAAUAUUGAUGAUCUUCCUCCGCCACCACCGCCACCGGCUGUGGAUGACGAGGAGGCAGUCCCAGAUUCGUUGCCAUCACCACUCCCAACGAUUGCUGCUGCCGUACCUGCGGACAUGAUGGGUGCUGAUGAGUUGAAGCAACAGGACACGAGUGUCCUGUCGGUAGAUAUCUCGUCUCCUCUGCCGCAAAACAGCCUGGAAUCGCUUCCGUCUCCUCCGACUCUAUCACAGAGUGAUGUCAGUUUGCCACCUCCGCCAGAGUCUCCCACGGCGUGCGCUCUUCCUGAGCAGCAGGGUGCCAUGCCGGAGCCUGAUGUCGAGCCCGUUGCUGUUCUGCCGUCGCCUCCACCUGCACCAUCAUCCACGGGUGACGAUCCUACCAGCUCUUCCAUCCCAUCCUCCCUCCCAGAAGCAGAAGUAGAAGUAGCCAAGCAUGAAGAAGUAGCAAAACAGCAAAUGGUUGAUUCGCCCGUUGCGGCAUCAGUAGUGGACACGGCAGCGAUAGUUUUGUCGACGGAGACAACCGACGAAACCGAGAAACAAAACAAAUCCGUCACGACGGCGGCAGCUACUAGUAGCCCCGAGAAGAUGAAUGAACAGGAGGCAAGUGCAGAAGAGCCGGACGCAAAGCAGAAUUCCUUGCCAGCAAUGGAGGUGGCGGCGGCAGAGACAGCGACGGAGGCAAAAGUGCCAGAAGUAGCUGUACCGACGGAAGUUGAGGAAACUGUCGCGCAAAAGCACAAUGGAACUGUUGAAAAUGGUACCAGCCAUGGCAUGAAUGGCGAAAACGGCAAAAUUGAAAACGGCACAACUGAAAACGGAUCCGUCGAAAACGGCCAGAAUGGUGUCCACGAAACAUCCGCCACAGAAAGUCUCAAUGGAGCGGCUGAGCACAAAAAGGAGGAUAAAAUUCCAGAAAAGACGGCUCAGCUUCAGCAACCGCCACCGGCAGCACCCGAAGUUACGGCUGAGUAAAUGCACGUCGGCUGAACGAGAAGACAGCAUCUAUUGAUUAUUAAUUAAUUAUAAUUCUUAUUAAUAUUAAUAAUAAUUAUAAAAGAAAACACACACAAUAGAAUCGUAACACAGUCUUGUGGAAACAAAUAAAAAAGGGAUAAAUUACGACUUUUAGGCCCACGAACGAACGAAGCGGUGACGUAGAGUGAAUUGAAAAGGAUAAGGAUAAUAAGAAGCAACGAAUGAAACGAACGCAAUCACAGGGCAUCGUUCGGAAUCAAAUCAAACAUACACAUUUAAACAGACGCUCUUCUUUUCCCACAUAAGCAUACACACAAAAACACACGCCACAAAUGCUGGAUUUAGUUUCAUUAUCAUUUGUCUAUUUUAAAUAUUGAUAGCGAUACAUUUGUCAGAAGAGCCAUGCAUCAAACAGCCUAACCGCCAACGCAACGCUGGCCGAAGGAUAUGUUGUUAUUGUAUGUGAACAUUGAAAAAUCUCAACCUCUCGUCUGUAUCGUUAAUGAAUUAUAGACUUAUAGGACGUCUAGGACAAGGAGAACGGUGGGAGCUAAACGAAACACAUUCAUUAUAUUUGUAGAAAUUUGUCACACACAAAAAAAGCCAGUACAAGUAGCCAGAUGGCGAUGAUGCGUCAGUAGGGAAAGCAGACGACUCCUGUAAAAUGUGAAUCGGGUUCAUCUGCAAUUCUUCCCACUUUUGUUGCUGUGGUUACUGGUGUGGUGCAUUUUAGAUAGGAGAGUCUACCGUUGGAAUAGCCGGCCUGGAUUAUAGUGUACGACGAUGGCGUGGUUUUUCUUCCACUAGUGUGGUGUUUAGUUGCGGUCUGUUGAUAACGAAGAAAAAACGGCGGUCACCUGUCCUUUAAGCUACUUUAUUUUUUUCUUUUAAUCAUUAUACAAAGAAGAGAAUCAAUAAACCUUUUCAAGCAAUU